Messenger RNA from Agelaius phoeniceus (red-winged blackbird), 1506 nucleotides. The record is from RefSeq and is a predicted model, not a curated record. NCBI's taxonomy places the organism in Eukaryota, Metazoa, Chordata, Aves, Passeriformes, Icteridae.
UCAGUGACCCCCAAACCCCCCGGGGAGCUGGGACUGUCCCAUGGAGGUGCCCAAAUCCCACAGGAACGGCCCCAAACCCGGCAUUGCCCCCUGAGAGGGGCAGGGACCCCAAAUCCUGCCCUGGAUCCCCUGAGCUGGUGCUUCCCAAACCAUGGAAUUCCCAGAUUUAUCCCAUUGCACCCCAAACCCUGCCAGAAUUCCCAGAUUUCUCCCAUUUCACCCCAGAAUUCCCAAAUUUAUCCCAUUGCACCCCAGAAUUCCCAGAUUUCUCCCAUUUCACCCUAAACUCCACCAGAAUUCCCAGAUUUAUCCCAUUUCACCCCAAAACUCCACCAGAAUUCCCAGAUUUAUCCCAUUGCACCCCAGAUUCUCAGAUUUAUCCCAUUUCACCUCAAACCCCACCAGAAUUCCCAGAUUUCUCCCAUUUCACCCCAGAAUUCCCAGAUUUCUCCCAUUUCACCCCAGAAUUCCCAAAUUUUUCCCAUUUCACCCCAGAAUUCCCAGAUUUCUCCCAUUUCACCCUAUACUCCACCAGAAUUCCCUGAUUUAUCCCAUUUCACCCCAAAACUCCACCAGAAUUCCCAGAUUUAUCCCAUUGCACCCUAAACUCCACCAGAAUUCCCAGAUUUCUCCCAUUUCACCCCAGAAUUCCCAGAUUUCUCCCAUUUCACCUCAAACCCCACCAGAAUUCCCAGAUUUUCCCAUUUCACCCCAGAACUCCCAGAUUUCUCCCAUUUCAGCCCAGAAUUCCCAGAUUUCUCCCAUUUCAGCCCAGAAUUCCCAAAUUUAUCCCAUUUCACUCCAGAAGUCCCAGAUUUCUCCCAUUUCACCCCAGAAUUCCCAAAUUUAUCCCAUUUCACUCCAGAAUUCCCAGAUUUCUCCCAUUUUCCCCAGUCCCCCCAGGCUCAGUGGGAUCAGGUGGGGUUUCCCUUUUCCCCUGGCUGGAUUUGAUCCAGUCUGGAUUCCAUGGAUCCGGCCCCUGCUGGUGCUACUGCCCCCCAAAACCCCUGGGGACCCCCAAACCUCCCCCCCAGGGUGCCCAAAGCAGCUUCAGAACUUUUAAUGUCAUUUUGAUUUCUUUCUUAAUUUUUUAUUCCCCUUUUUCUACUUCUUUUUUUUUUAUUCCUUUAAUUUUUAAUUCCGUUUUCCUUCUCUUUUAAACUUAAUUUUAAUUUUUUAAAAUUUUGCUUUUAUUUCCUUUCUCUGUUUUUAUUGCCUUUUUAUUUCUUUAUUGAAUUUUUACUUGCACUCCUUUUUUAAUUCAAUUUAUUUUCUUUUUUAUUUCCCUUUUAACUUCGUUUUUUUUUUUCCUUUUCUUACUAAUUCAAUUUAAUUUCAAUUUUUUUGUUUUUAAUUUCCAUUUUAACUCCACAUUUAAUGCCACCAAGUGAAUCCAAAGCUUCUCCCCACUAUUAUUCAUUUUUCCUGCUUUUCCGCAGUUUCCCGGGACGAUGCUGUAUUUAAAGAGAAUAUUUAAGUGGAAAAAUAAAAAGUGGUUAAACUUGA